Messenger RNA from Labrus bergylta (ballan wrasse), 2869 nucleotides. RefSeq names its product INSC spindle orientation adaptor protein (gene insc). Lineage: Eukaryota; Metazoa; Chordata; Actinopteri; Labriformes; Labridae. The record is from RefSeq and is a predicted model, not a curated record. Gene Ontology annotation, biological process: asymmetric cell division; establishment of mitotic spindle orientation; apical protein localization. Gene Ontology annotation, molecular function: protein binding; cytoskeletal adaptor activity. Gene Ontology annotation, cellular component: apical cortex.
CUCCAGCAGGCUUUGGUGCCGGUCGGCCCCAGCUGGGCUCCAAGACAGAGCGACACAGAGACACAGUUAAGAGUGAGUGAAAGAUACAAGGAAGGAGAGAGACGGUUUGGAGUGAAGAAGAAAAGAACCACGAGCUGUAACUAUGAACCCUCCUGGGAACACUUAAUCUUCAGUCGCUGGCCAAGAGAAUGGGUGCUGAGCUGAAGUAGAAAUGGCCUCGGACAGAAUGGCGACUCCUCAGAGCAGCUCCAGACAGAGCAGCUCGCUCUCUUCAUCCCCCAUGAGUACCCGCAUGCAGUCCCUCCAGGUUGACUCGGUCCAGCGCUGGAUGGAGGAUCUCCGCCACAUGACGGAGGUGGAGUGUAUGUGCGUCCUCCAGGCCAAACCCAUCGGGGUGGAGGAGGACGCCCAGCAGGGAGAGCUGAUCGUGUCCUCGGGCGUCGGUGCAGGCGACCACGUGGCCAGGAACAACCUGCAGACACUCCUACGUCGAGCGCUUGUGGUCAGCACGGAGCUCGGGAAGAUGUUCCAGCGGCUGGAGAAAGGUCGCUGGCAGAGGGUCCACAGCACCGCCGUGAGGGCCAACUGUCACGUGCGCUCACUGGUGCAUGAGUACGGCGCCGCGCGGAGUACACCACCUGAGAUGCAGAAGUACGAGAAAUCCCUGCUGGAAAAAUGUAUGGAGCUGACCAACAUCACAGAGAGGUGCCUUCACACUGAUGACGAGUACUUCCUGAAGUCCAUGAGAGAGGCAAUCCACGAGAUCCUGACCGACGUCAGCGAUUCUUUCAGCAACAUGAUCGACAUGGCUUUAGCCAAUGAGAUCCGGGUCUUAAUCAAACAGAUCGAGUCGUCGGACAACGUUCUCACCAUCGGCAGUGCCAUCAGCAACCUGCUGUCCCUCACUCAGGACGGACCUCAGCUCUGCAGCAUCAUCGCCAAGGAAGGAGCUGUAGUGGCCCUGUUUAAGAUCUGCAGACAGGACCGCUUCAAAGAGCUGUAUGCACACGCUCUGAGGACUGUGGCCUCCAUCUGCUGCGUGGAGGAGGGCAUCAACCAACUGGACAAGGUUGACGGGAUCCUGUGUCUGGCCGACAUCCUGACCGAUGAGAGCAGCGUAGAAGCAGCGAGGGCGGAGGCGGCGGCGGUCGUGGCUCAGAUCACUUCUCCUCACCACACGUCCACUCAGCACCUCGCCAGCUUCCUGGAGAGCAUGCACGACAUCGUCACGGCGCUCAUCAAGUUGUGUGAGAGUGCCUCCUGUGGUGAAGUUUUCCUCCUGGCGUCCGCAGCCUUGGCCAACAUCACCUUCUUUGACAGCAUGGCCUGUGAGAUUCUGCUGCAGCUCAACGCCAUCCAGAUCCUGCUGCAGGCCUGCAGAGACCGCCAGAGAGUCGACACACCGUACUCCAAAGACCAGGUGGUGACCAUCUUGGCGAACCUCUCGGUCUUAGAGCAGUGUGCGUCUGAAGUCCUGCAAGAACAAGGAAUAGAGCGCCUGCUUCUACUGCUGGGCGAAAAACCAUCCUCUCCCAGUCCAUCGGAGGGCGCCGCCUGCGAGCGUGUUCAGCAGAAAUCUGCUGUCACUCUGGCCCGUCUGAGCAGAGACGCUGAUGUGGCCCAAACAGCCAUCCAACUAAAAGCUGUUCCUCGUCUUAUUGAACUGUGUCGCUCCCCUACUGAGAGAAAUAACAGCGACUCAGUGCUGGUUGCUUGCCUGGCUGCCUUGAGGAGGCUGGCAGCAGGGUGUCCAGACAGCAUCGAAGCAGCAGACCACCAGCAGCUGAUCAAACCGCGGCUAGUCGACUCUUUCCUGCUGUGUUCCAACAUGGAGGAGAGCUUUGUAUGACGGCCUGUGCUGCAAAAUACUGAGAGAGGAGGGCUGGACUAGUGUACAGGAUGUUUCAUUACAGAGGGAGGACUUAUGAGCAGUUUCACUCCUGCUCACUGCAUCAACAACCGGGCAAAAGGAGUGUAACUGUAUUAUGUACAAAAUAUGUAUAUGUACAUAGAAGUCACUUUAAGUCAGUGAUCAAGUUAAAAGCAUUGAAUGUGUAUUGUGUUCUAGAAAGGCGUUUGUGCGUCUGUUUUAUUCGGCUGAGGAUUCAUAUCAGAUUUUUUUUUGUACAAACAGGUGCUACUUUUUGAAAAUGAAAGUGUAACCUUUUGUUUUUUUAUGAAACACACCCUAUGCUACCACUGUGCAAUGUUUACUUCCUUGUCUGAAUAUAUUCUUCUUGUAAAGUUUAAAUAUAUAUCAGUGUAUCAAAAGUAUAUCAAAGUGUAUAAUUUUGCUGUUGUGGGAACAGAGGCAGCUCCUUCACACGAACGGAUCGUACAACCACAUGUCAUCUGAAGCAUUCAGCAUUAAAAUACUAAGAUGUUUGUUCGGUUCCAUUCUUCUUAACCCCUUUAAUUUUGACCCGUUAAAAAAACAUGAAUCAAUUGUACAGGUUCUCAAAGAGCAGCCACUUACUUUGAAUUACCAUUGACACCUAAAAUAUGAAAGAUAGAUUAACUUUCACAUGGUUUUUAGUUUCUGUAAUAUAAGCUUAUUCUUGAAAUGACAGGACACAAACUGUACUUGUUUCAUUUAGGCAUACCGUAAAACUUCAAAUAAAAGCCCAUCCCAAUUUCAGGCCCAGUCCCUCUUUUCCCAGACCUGUGUUGCUGCAUGUUUUGACUAUAAUAAAGGCAGCUCUGGAUUAGAGGCCUCCUGCUCACAGCAUUGUCAUAUGUGAAGACUGCAGUUUCCCAGAGUGUCCACUUGAGGCUGGCUGUAAAAGCAAAGGUAUCUGGAUUAGGUCUCAGAUUAAAAUGCCCAUGUUUACAGCAUAAAUAAAAAUGUUUACAGCCUUGUUCAAACACA